This is a messenger RNA of Bombyx mori (domestic silkworm), 1097 nucleotides long. It is a transcript of the gene TfIIFbeta, whose product is annotated as general transcription factor IIF subunit 2. The transcript is spliced from 4 exons. Gene Ontology annotation, cellular component: transcription factor TFIIF complex. Lineage: Eukaryota; Metazoa; Arthropoda; Insecta; Lepidoptera; Bombycidae. Bases 193 to 981 code for a protein of 262 amino acids. The record is from RefSeq and is a predicted model, not a curated record. Gene Ontology annotation, biological process: transcription by RNA polymerase II; transcription initiation at RNA polymerase II promoter.
UUAAGCUGUCACCAUAGAUUAUACACUUAAUAUUUUCGAGAGCUGUCACUUAUGUAGGUCUUUUGUGGAAGUGCAAGUAAAUUUUCUAAGAUUUAGUUAUAGUUAAAGGAAAUCUUUACGACUUUAGUACUUUUAAAGGCCGUUAAAAUAGUGUCCGCUAUCGACUGCUAAUAGAUUUUAUAUUCCACAACAAUGACCGAAUUGGACUUAUCAAAUACUGGUAGAGGAGUAUGGUUGGUAAAAGUACCUAAAUAUAUAGCAAACAAAUGGGAAAAAGCUCCUGGAAACAUUGAGGUAGGAAAACUAAAGAUCUCCAGAGUACCAGGAACGAGAGCUAAAGUGCAGUUAUCCUUGUCAGAAGCAGUGCUAUGUUUAAAGGACCCUGGUGAACAAAGCAUACCAAAAGAACAUAAGCUUGAUGUUUCAAACGUUAAUACUCAAUCUCUAGGUGUAUUUUCGCAUAUUGCCCCGACAAAUACGGACUCUGUAGUACCAGAGACAGAAAACCUUUACAUGGAGGGUAGGAUUGUACAGAAAUUGGAAUGCAGACCAAAUGAUGAUGUGACAUACUAUAAGCUUAAAUCUGAAUCAAUAAAGAAAGCAUCCAUGCCUCAGCGACAAGUGCAACAGCUUGACAGGAUUGUUCAGAACUUCAAACCAGUAUCUGACCAUCCACAUAAUAUUGACUACCAAGAAAGGAAGAAGGCUGAAGGGAAAAAGGCUCGUGAUGAUAAAGAAGCAGUGCUCAAUAUGCUGUUUGCAGCAUUUGAGAAACAUCAGUAUUACAAUAUUAAGGAUCUUCAAAAGAUCACCAGACAGCCAAUAGUAUAUUUGAAAGAAAUUCUGAAAGAGGUCUGUAAUUACAAUUUAAGAAAUCCUCACAAGAAUAUGUGGGAGUUAAAACCAGAAUAUAGGCAUUACAAACAAGAUGUUCCUGUUGAAACAAAGGAGGAUAAGAACAGUAAUUCUGAUACUGAAUAGACUGAAAUUUGUAUUAAUUAUACAAAUAUACAUAAAUAUGGAUGUCAGAGAAUCCUCGACAGAAGCAAAGUUUUUAUGUAUUUUUCAAUAACUUAUAUUAUAAGAUGUGUUAAGAA